This is a messenger RNA of Thermothelomyces thermophilus ATCC 42464, 2959 nucleotides long. RefSeq lists its product as uncharacterized. The record is from RefSeq and is a predicted model, not a curated record. The transcript has 5 exons. Lineage: Eukaryota; Fungi; Ascomycota; Sordariomycetes; Sordariales; Chaetomiaceae. The coding region runs from base 94 to 2838 and encodes 914 amino acids.
UCCCCUUCCCCCUUCCUCUCUUUCCCCUUCCUCUCUUUCAACAACACGACUCGUCAGAAUCCAUCGGCUCUGGCAGUUAAGCACACCGUGAACAUGGCGACCUUCAAACCCUACCCGUUCUUGCUCGGGUUCGUUAUCCUCUUCUGCUUCGUGCGGCCUACGCUGGCCUUUGGCGCCGGCAACAUUGCCAGCAUCUCCAAGAUCGAGGGCCAAAACUGGCGUCACGGUGAUAUCGAAGAUGCUCUCCUCAAGAUUGCCAUGGCCCGCGUUGCCGGCGGCAAGAAGUUCGACAAGCUGAUGGUCUCGCGCGUCUACUUCGGCAACUGGCUUCGCGACUACUCGCAAGCCAUCGAUGUGGGCACGGUCAAAUCCGUCUCGGCCGAGGCCAUCCGGCUCCUCCUGUGUAUCCUCGGCUUCUUGACCUUUGGCUACGGAAGCGGCGAGUUCGAGGUGACGGCCGACCGCCUCGGCUGCUAUCGUCCCGAGGACCACAUCGAUAACCCCAAGAACUACGCCGACAACCUGGAUGCGAGACAGUACGACCGUCGCCUGCGCGGUCCCGUGGACGAGUCAGUCGAGCUGGCCAUUGACGAGGAGACGGGCAUGAAGAACUACAUUGCGAACGAAAAUGUCGGCAUCAUGACCUCGGCCAAGCAUGUUCGCCGCCUGUUUACCAAGUGCAUUGAGCUGGGGCGCUCUUACGGACAAUCCCGGAACAAGGCGGAGCUCUACGAGGCCCUCCGCCUCAUGGGCACCGGCCUGCACUGUCUCGAGGACUUCUUCGCUCACAGCAACUACACCGAGCUUGCUCUGAUCGAACUGGGCGAGGACGACGUUUUCCCCCACGUCGGCCGGAACACGAAGAUGAGGAUCCCCGGUGCUCGCCACGAGGUCUAUCCCCUCGUUACCGGCACCUUUGGUGGCGUCGACUUCCUGCACUCCGUCACCGGCGAAGUAUCCGACAAGAUGACCCAGAGCGAGAUUGAGGAUCUCGAGGGAACCCUGAAGCAGAGCAGCAACAACGACACCAGCCUCCUCCGCGACCUGCUCGACAAGAUUCCCGAUGGCCUCCUCGGCGGCAACAACAAAUCCAAGCUGGACGAUAUCCAGAGCAACGCGCAGGCCGCGCAGAUGGAGAACCUGAGCGUCUCGCCGCGGGAACCCGAGGAGCUGACCAGAUACGUCCAGGAAGUGUUCCGUCAGAUCAUGCCCGCCAUCAAGUUCCAUGACCAGCUUCUCCAGGACAUCUCGGAGGCCAUCGACAAGAUCCCGGUGCUGCCCAAGAUUGUGGAGCAGCUGGAGGAGCAGAUGUCCAUCUUUGUAUUCCAGAUCAUGGCCCCGUUCGUGGUUCCGCUUAUCGAGCAGAUCAAGAACGAGCUCGCGACUGGCUCCAGCGAGAUCAUCCAGAGCAGCAGGGCUGAGCAGCACAACGUCUUUGAGGACGACAACGCCACCGACCCGACUCACUCGAUGUUGGCCAAGGACCACUUUAGUAACAUCCUCAACGAGAUCGGCGGUCGCGCCGCCUCCAAGGUCGUCUCCUGGGUCGUCCCGCAGCUCAUGGAGGCCUGGGACGAUGACAGCGUCGACGUGGACCGCCUGCUUGACAAGAUCAUUUACGGAGUGUUCCACCAUCCCGCGCAGCGCACCAUGGGCCCUGAGGGGGCGUCCGAGGGCCGGGAGCUCAUCUUCAACAUGGUGCGCGAGUGGUGGGAGGACAUGAGCGACGGGCAGCGCGACGAGUACCGGGGCAAGCUGAGCCGCGAGGGAGUCGAGAGAGGCGACAACCACCGCGAGGGCCAGCACGACUGCGGCCACGGCUGCGGGGGCAAGCUCAAGAUGCACAAGAACUUCCGGAACGAGGCGCCCCAGACGGUAGAGGACCAGAUCGCGGGCGCCGCCGCGGAGGCCAUCAUGGGAGGCGUCAAGCAGGGCCUGUCGCAGGCCGUGCAGAACGCCGCCGGCCGCCAGGAGUCGUCGGAGAGCAGCGGCCUGGGUGGGUUCAUCAGCAGCGUCGCGGGCGGCCUCCUGGGCGGCGCCCUCAAGAGGGACGAGACAGAGUCGUACCAGGCCGGCGGCCGCACCGAGGACGGCGGGUACACGCAGACCACGACCGAGUACGGCUACUCCGGAGGCCGCUACGGCCAGGCCCAGUACACGGAGACGCAGUACGGCGGCGGCGGCGGCGGCCGCAGCGAGUACCGCCGCUACGAGCAGCGCGAGGAUGAUGACGGCCGGGUCCAGAGCUACGGAUACACGGAACAGCGCACCGAGACGCGCUACGACAGCUACUCGGGUGGCUAUGGCGGCCGCGAGGAGACCAGCAGCUAUGGCGGCGGCGGCAGCGCGAGCGAAUACAUUCGUAGCUCCCAGCAGAGUAGCUACGGUGGCAGCGGCUAUGGCAGUGGGUACGGUCGUCGUGAUGAAGAAGAGAGCAGCGGCUAUGGAAGUGGUUACGGUCGUCGUGAUGAAGAGGAGAGUGGUGGUUAUGGUGGCGGCUAUGGCCGCCGUCAGGAAGAAGAGAGUAGCAGCUAUGGAAGCGGUUAUGGUCGUCGUCGUGAUGAAGAAGAGAGCGGCGGUUAUGGUGGUGGCUACGGCCGCCGUCAGGAAGAAGAGAGUAGCGGCUAUGGAAGUGGUUACGGUCGUCGUGAUGAAGAAGGGAGCGGCGGUUAUGGUGGUGGCUACGGCCGCCGUCAUGAGGAAGAGAGCAGUGGUUACGGCAGCGGCUAUGGUCGUCGCCAUGAAGAGGAGGGCGGUGGCUACGGCAGUGGUUACGGCCGCCGGCGCAACGACGAGGAGGAAGAGGAGGAUGGCGGACGCCGGAGGUGGGGUUACUAGGGUGAACUCUUCCGGCCGGUCUCUUGUUGUGAACCUUGCUGUUGCAUGGGCAGGACCGGUGCAUCAUGAACAGGACGGUGCGCUGUGUUUUUUUUUCUCGGGGUCUUGAUUGUUUGUUGAA